Molecule: messenger RNA, 615 nt
Organism: Naegleria gruberi
Lineage: Eukaryota; Heterolobosea; Eutetramitea; Acrasida; Naegleriidae
Product: small GTPase
Exons: 7
Coding region: 1-615 (204 amino acids)
Molecular function (GO): GTPase activity; GTP binding
Source: RefSeq, a predicted model, not a curated record
AUGAUGCACAGAGAUUUUGAUUAUGCAAAUAAGGUGAUUAUUAUAGGAGAUAGUGCAACAGGAAAAUCAUCAUUGAUGAAUAGGUUUUGUUAUGAUAAAUUUAAUCCUAAUUUUGUAUAUACCAUCGGAAUGGAAAUGGGCCAUAAAACAAUCAGUUUGAAUGAUAAGAAAGUUAAGGUGACUGUCUUUGAUACAGGAGCUGAUUCAGCCAUUGUAGUUUAUGAUGUAACCUCAAUAGAUACAUUCAAUCAUGUGAGAGGAUGGCUGAAGGAUUUGUACAAUUACACAGAUGGUAAUAUUAAGAAAGUUUUAUUGGGAAAUAAGUGUGAUCAAAAGGAUGCUAGAAGAGUUUCCUAUGAAGAAGGUAAAAAGUUAGCCGAUGAAUAUGGAAUUACAUUCUACGAGACUAGUGCAUUUGAUGGAACGAAUGUGGAGAGUGCAUUCUUAUCUGUUGUGAAGGAAAAGGAAAUUAAGCAACCACUGUACAAUGCACAUAUCAAAGAGGAAAUAUUAUUAUCAGAACAUGGACUAGGUGAUGACAAUAGUAGUGAAGAAGAAAAAGUUAAAACAAAAUCGAAAAAGACAUCAUCAUCAUCCUCUUCAUGUAAUUGUUAA